AUGACACAUACAACUUGGGGCGAGACGGACACAGCAGUGUACCAAAUAUCAAAAUACCUCUCCAGUUCAAGGAUAACAUCAAAAGUUAUUAUAGACGUAGACGUUUGGCUGGUUCAGUCGAUAUGCCAACAAUACCGGGAAAAGAAGCCAAGCAAGGUUCAUCGCAUUGAACAUGUCCAUCCGGACCCCGACUUCAAGUUGGACUUGGACAUGGCUGAAGCUAUUUGGACAAUUUUUGAGGGCCUGAAAAACAUGCUAGAAAAGUGCAGCCAAUCGAAUGCAAUCAGCUUUGGUAAAGAUAUGGAAAAGGCGAUCAAAAGAGAUCAUCCAGGUUUGGUAGAGAGUCACGAGCACGCGAAUGCGAUCUGGUGGUGGGUAAGGCUGAAGAAAAGGUGUUUUGGCGAUGGCAGCGGAGGUUUUGCAAUUUUUGCAACUAGGGAUUUGGUCGAGGGGGAGAUACUAUACCCUCUCAUGGGUCUAAUGGCGUCCGAUUCAAGGGCGGAACAUUCUCGCCUGUCAGAGAUCCACCCCCACCCGAGUCAAGUCAAGUUGGAAAAAGGCAGAAUGGAUCCACGGGUUCUUGUUGGACCACUACGAUUCAUCAACCACACUUGCCAUUCUUUCAACGCCGAGUUUGUUGCAAUCCGGUCGGCAUUGGCAUUUGUGGUGCAAACCAACAAACUCAUCAAAUUCCACGACGAAGUUUUUGUAGACUACGGCAAAGACUACUUUGAAGAUAUCGAGAAAUGUCGUGCAGGGACUGCAGUGGGCAUUCGGAAGGUUCAAGCACUGCGCGUACAAAAAUCGCCCCAUCUCGGCCUCAGAGGACGGCUGAAGAACGUCGGGGGAUGUAUAAAAAGAGGCGUGGAGAUAAAAAGUUGA
Messenger RNA from Laccaria bicolor S238N-H82, 882 nucleotides. RefSeq lists its product as uncharacterized. The transcript has 3 exons. The record is from RefSeq and is a predicted model, not a curated record. NCBI's taxonomy places the organism in Eukaryota, Fungi, Basidiomycota, Agaricomycetes, Agaricales, Hydnangiaceae. Bases 1 to 882 code for a protein of 293 amino acids. Gene Ontology annotation, molecular function: protein binding.